AUAGAACGGAUCAUCAUGGAUAUUCAAGAGUUUCGUAUACGUGGUAAGGAGAUGGUGGAAUACAUCUGCGAGUUCAUGAGCAAUAUUCACAAUCGGAGAGUAACACCGGACGUUGGUCCCGGAUAUUUGAGACCCCUCCUACCACCGGAAGCACCGCAACAACCUGAGCCUUGGGAGAACAUUAUGAGGGAUGUCGAAUCGAAGAUCAUGCCUGGUAUUACCCAUUGGCAACAUCCAAGAUUUCACGCGUAUUUCCCAGCCGGAAAUUCCUUUCCAUCGAUUCUUGGUGAUAUGUUAUCGGAUGCAAUAGGUUGUAUUGGAUUUUCAUGGGCUGCCAGUCCAGCCUGCACCGAGCUCGAGACGAUAGUCUGCGAUUGGUUCGGGAAAGCUAUUGGUCUACCGACGGAUUUCCUUUAUUUCAGUCCUGGUAGCAAAGGAGGUGGCGUGAUACAAGGAUCAGCUUCAGAGUGUAUUUUAGUAUGUAUGCUAGCAGCGAGGGCGCAAGCAAUUGCAAGGUUGAAAGAAUCAACUGCACAUGCACACUUGGACGAAACUGCCCUUCUUGGAAAAUUGAUGGCUUAUUGCAGUCGUGAAAGUCACAGCUCCGUCGAAAAGGAUGCAAUGAUUUGUUUCGUGAAACUGAGAAUUUUAGAACCUGACGAUAAAAGUGUUUUACGUGGUGAAACUUUGCGUCAGGCAAUCGAAGCUGACACAGCCGAAGGAUACAUCCCCUUCUUCGUUUCCACCACUUUAGGCACGACUGCUUGUUGCUCCUUUGACAAUCUCAAAGAAAUCGGUCCAGUUUGUAAAAAAUAUCCAGGGGUGUGGUUGCACGUCGAUGCAGCUUACGCGGGCAAUUCUUUCAUCUGUCCGGAAUUGAAGUACCUGAUGGCUGGUAUCGAGUACGCGGAUUCUUUCAACACCAAUACGAAUAAAUUCCUAUUGACGAACUUCGAUUGUUCCUGUCUAUGGGUCCGGGAUAGAUUCAAAUUGACCAGCGCGCUGGUCGUCGAUCCUCUUUAUCUUCAACACACUCACGCGGAUACAGCUAUCGAUUACAGACAUUGGAGUAUACCCCUUAGCCGACGAUUUCGAUCCUUGAAACUGUGGUUCGUGAUGAGAAGUUACGGGAUAUCCGGUUUACAGGCCUACAUUCGAAAUCACGUGCAACUAGCUAAAAGAUUCGAGGCUUUGGUUAGGAAGGAUACGAGAUUCGAAGUUUGUAACGAAGUUGUGCUAGGAUUGGUCUGUUUCCGUGCAAAAGGUUCCGACAAACUGAAUCAGAAACUGCUGAGCACCAUCAAUGAUUCUGGAAAGUUGCACAUGGUUCCAGCAAGAGUGAAUCAACGGUUCACGAUUCGUUUCGCGCUUGCCGCGCCGAAUGCCACUGCUUCUGACGUUGACAUGGCGUGGAGCAUUAUAACGGAUUAUCUGGCCGAAUUAUUAGAGUCCAAGGAUGUUAUGGACGAAUUGGCAGAUAUUCGCGAGAAGAAAAGGAAAGCCACUUUGGAGCAAAGAAGAUCGUUCUUCGUUCGAAUGGUGUCUGAUCCUGCCAUUCAACCGGGAUUCACGAAGACACCGAACAGGACAGGGGCCAAAUUGGAUACCCAAGCGACGAUCGGUGGUAUUGGCUCGAAUCCUCAUUCCACGACCAUGUUUGAUGCCAGACGUUCGUGGAUAUCCUGGCCGCUCGCGUAUUUGAUGCAGGCGAAAGAUGCUGCUGACACCAGUGAAUUAUCACUUAGAUUUCGUCAUCUGGACACUAUGGUUCGCUUGAAAGCAAGCGGUACCGGAAGUCGUCGCGGUAGCAGCAACGGGUGCAGCCCGGAUCCAUCGCCAUCCGCCUCGCCGUCCCGCGGAAGAUCACCAAACGGAAGGGCGUAAAAUAUCUCGCGUUUGUCCCAAUUGUCUUUUUCUAAACUUUCCCCCAAAAGGUGUAUCGAUAGAAACGAGAAUUAAAACGAUGAACGGAUACCGCCGACAAAAUCGACAAAAAAGGAAUUUAAAAAUGAUGAAACGAAGAAUGAUAGACGAUACAUCUGAAAAUUCUCUUAAAAUUGCUCAGCGAACGGACGAAGACACACUCGAAAUCGAUCGACGACCCGAUUAGAUUGCAAUCCCAUUGCCAUCUUUUUUUGUUUUGUUUCAGUCAUUUUUUCGGAACUGUGCGCAAGUAGUUGCAAGAUUUGCAUUCUCGA
This is a messenger RNA of Apis laboriosa (Himalayan honeybee), 2198 nucleotides long. RefSeq names its product aromatic-L-amino-acid decarboxylase (gene Tdc2). NCBI's taxonomy places the organism in Eukaryota, Metazoa, Arthropoda, Insecta, Hymenoptera, Apidae. Bases 16 to 1884 code for a protein of 622 amino acids. The record is from RefSeq and is a predicted model, not a curated record. The transcript is spliced from 13 exons. Gene Ontology annotation, molecular function: pyridoxal phosphate binding; carboxy-lyase activity. Gene Ontology annotation, biological process: amino acid metabolic process.